AUGAAAAAGUGGGAGGAGGAGAGAAGAAAGAAGAUCUAUGAAAAGAAGUUAAAGCAGGCAAAGUCAAUAGUUAACACCAACAAUCGACCAAAGUCAAGUAAGACACCAGGACUACAUUCUAAGAAUAGUAUGCGCCAGAGCACUGCUGGGUCUACUAGGAGGAACGUUAAUAGAGCAUCUACGGAAUAUUACAUUUCUCCAGUUUCAGAGCCGGCAUCUCAUAAGCUGAGCGAGAUUAUGUCAGAAGAGACCAGCAUGGAAUAUGAAGAAGUCCCUCUAGAUCAAACACUUAUUUUUAAAUUGCUCCAAGCUUUCAAACUUCAGCAGUAUGCAAAGAAGAUGAGAGAAUUCGGAUUUGGCAUGGAGGUAUACAAGCUUGCAAUACUAACUGAGAAAGAAAGGGAUAAAUUGAUAGAAGACUUAAGACCUCUCCCAGGUCAUGCCUUCAAAUUUGAGGACAUGUUCACAUUUCUCGAAGCAGUUUACCCCAGAGAUAGCGCAAGGAGAGAAUUAAAGAAACCUGGCCUCUCUACCCAGUAUACAAAAUUUAGAGACAACAGAAUAUUAGCAACUUCAAAUAAAAUUCAUCAUAAGACAAAGAAAAAGAAGAAAUCCUUAAUCAAAAGAUAUGAAAGACUUGAUCCUUAUAAAUAAAGAGAUGAUCAACCAAAGAUUUUUAGAUAAUUUAAAAGUUAAGGGAGGUGUGAACAUUGCUAAUAUCUCCAACCAAGUGGUUACACCCAUGCCUGUCAUUCAGAGUAUUUUCCCACCUGAUCAAUUUGGAUAUGAGGAUAUAUUAAGUAAUUGAGCUCUUGCUUAUUCUGAAGAGACAAGUGUUCCCUCUAUAUAUAAUAUCGGGACAAAUCAAGCUAUAAUCGAAGAAGAAGAUGAAGAGGAUGUAACCAAGGACAAAACUCAUAUUACAAAGAGCAUUGAUGAAGAGAUCGACAGCCUUAUUCAUCAUUAUGCUGGAAAUGCAGUUGGCAAUAUAUCUCAGCUCAAGCAAAAAGAUAUUGUAUCUGCACAGAAGAGAGCUCAGCAAAGGCUUAAAGAAAGUAAGAAGAAAGAAGAAGUUAAAAAGGAUAAGGUCCAAAAGAAAGUAAAACAAGAAAAGAUUAAGAAAAGAAAAGAGCUUGCAAAGAAAAGAAAGAGGGAAAUUCAGACCAUGCAUCAAAAGAAAAGAAAGAAGGAUGCUCCUCAGAGCACUGCAAAUCAAACUUUAGAUAGACUUCAUACAACUGCUGAAGCCUCUAACUCUGGUGAAGGCUUAGGUCAAACUGAACCUGGUAGAAAUAUUUCUGAUGAUAUUUCUUCUCAAGAUGCAAUCUUGCAUUUAGAGGAUACCACAAAAGAGAUGGAAAGCUCUUCAAACCAUCUGGAAGAAUCUUCUAAUAAAUAUGCUAGCAAUAAAGAGGCCACGAAUGAAGAACUUCUUUCGCAUUUAAAAUAAGCAGAAUACUGAGCCUGCAAAGUCAAGAUACACAGGUGCUGAAAAUGACGGAUUCGAUUUCGAAUACGAAGAUGAUUUUGAGUUUGAUGAUCCUCAAAAUUCCUUUCAAGGUACAAGACCAGAACACAAAGAAGAAACUAAAAGGAAUGAGCAAAUCCAUAAAUCCUUAGAGGAUCAAGGCGGAGUUAUGGCAGAUAAUGGCACUCCAGAGAUACAUCAAAAUAAAGCAGAGGAGCAGAAAGAAGAGUCUAAUAUUACAGACUCACCUCCUGCUGUGAUGGAUAGCAAAUUUGAAUCGAACAAAUUCACUUCAAAUUAUGCUCCAGCGAAUGAUAAUUUAGAUGGAAGCACAGUGGUCAUAGCUGAUUGUACCCCUUCGCAAGAGGAGCUUGAAAAACAUGUCCCAGAAUCCCCAAUGAUUGAUAAGUCUACUAAAGAAAAACUCAAACAGCUAGGUCAGAGUCUUGAUUCUAAACAGAUCCACCAAGCAAUUGGAAAUAUUGAUAUGAGAAGAUUAUGAAAAUGAUUCUCCAAAGCUAUCUGAAAACACAUUGAAUUCUCAGAAGGAUUCUUAUUCCUUGAGGAUCUCAAGAAUGUGACUAAGCAGAUCUAUGCAGAACAUGGAAUUCCAGAAGAAUCAGUAAAUUUCUCAUAUGGGCAAGGAAAUAAUCUAAAAAUUGAUAUUCAGAAAUCAGAUCUUACGCCUCAACAGAAAGCAGAGAUGAGAAAAGAAGGUGAAAUCAAAAACACAGAGAAUUUCAACAAAAUUGCUGGCAUAUUUGGAGAGGAGCCUCCAAAAGAGGAACACAAAACAGGAAAAGUAUUUGAAUAUCCUGACAAACCCCAGGAUCAAUCUGUCCCUGAUGAAGAGAUAGAUUAUAGCCACGAACAUUUAGAGGAGUUCAUGAGAAGUCUCAAUGAACAUAAUAAGAAUGCUAAUUUUAAGCAAGGGCUAGAAAAUCCAAAUGAUGAGCCUUCUGAUUAUGGAAACAAUACUCUUAAUCCACAACAGACAGAUCAUUUAAUAAACGAGUUUCUGCAAAAUGUCUCAAAUAACCAGAAAAAUGCUCAGAAUCCAAAGAAGGAAUCAAAUGAAGUUUUAACUAGAAGAGCCGGCUCAGAUAUUUUAUCCUCAAAUCCUGAUAGAAUAAUGAGUCAUCACACUGGUGCAACUCUGAGUAACUCUCUUGCUUACUCUCAGUCAAAUGCAAGUGCUCUUGGAGUUGGUCAAUUCAACAGUAUUGGAUUACUCUCUGGCGUAAAGUCUCGGCAAAGAGACCCUCCUGAUGAUGAUAAUGUUGAAAAGAUAGAGCUUGAAUCUGAACAGAAAAACGAUCCUGCUGAAGAAGAAAAGGGGAAGAAUGAAGAUGAUGAAUUCGAAAGAUCUGAAUCAGGGAUCAUAGACGUAUGAUCUCCAGUAAACGAAGUGGUACAUCAUGAUAAACCUACCAUUCAGAAUAAAAAUCGCAAAAGAGAUGUUGCAAGUUAUAGUGAUGGGAUGAGGAUAAUGAAUCAGGAUAUUACCCCGACUAUUAACCCAGCUCUGCUGAACGAGUCUAACUUAUUUGAAAGUCAGGAAGUUUUACUGGACAGAGAGAAUAAGAGUACUUUUAAAGAUUAUGUAGAGACUCAAAUGUUCUUAUUUCAUUUCAACUUUGACUUUGAGCAUGAUGGAAUGAUACUUAACGAAGAUGGUGAAAUCCCUUCAUUCCCUUUUACAGAGUAUAAACCAACAGAAGAUGAGGUUUAUUACUAUUGAAAAUAUGUGGUACUCGCAUGCAAAAUGGAAAAAGAAAUUCCCCUGAUGGCUCUUGUGUACAUUGAAAGAUUCAUGACCCAAACAGGCAUGCUUAUCAACCACUGGAACUGGAGAAGAGUGGUCCUCACCGUUCUCUUAACAGCAAGUAAAGUAUGGGAUGAUGAUUCUCUUGAAAAUAUUCACUUCCCUCAGGUCAUGCCUGAUAUAACUUUGAAAGAAGUAAAUAACUUAGAGAAGAUAUUCUUAGAACUGAUUGAUUACAAACUCCACAUCAGAGGAGCAGAAUAUGCUAAGUACUAUUUCAUUCUGCAGACAAUAGCAAACGAGUUCAAAAAUGGCGAAUUGGAUAUUCCAAACGAGGGUCCUUUGGAUAUGACAAUGUAAAAGCAAUGCUAUUAAUUUUCAUCCAAUUGGAAUCCAUUAAAUGAUUCGAUUUA
This is a messenger RNA of Moneuplotes crassus, 3646 nucleotides long. NCBI's taxonomy places the organism in Eukaryota, Ciliophora, Spirotrichea, Euplotida, Euplotidae. The record is from the annotation of a GenBank genome assembly.